AUGGAGUCCUAUGACAUUAUAGCUAACCAGCCGGUUGUGAUCGAUAAUGUAAGUAUGAUGUCACUCUACCACACCCUUGCCUAGCUAACUUGCUAACGACUAGCCAGGGAGGUUGGCUAGCUAGUGUUGUGUUGGAAGCUUUGAUCGAAGAUUUUUAUAACUAAUCCAAGAUAGACCACAGCCUGUCGUUUCCAAUGGAAACAAAAUAGUCAUAGUUGGGCGAGAUCCGAUUGGCCAGUUUUAGCAUGCAUCUACAUAUUUCUGUUAGGGAACAUCUACUCUGAAGUGCGCAUGUGCAAUAACUCAUUUCGCCUUUGCACCCCUUCUAAACAACGCGAUUAAAAAAAAAUUUGGGGGGCAAAGGGUCAAGUGUACAACAGAUUAUAUUUUUGGGAAAAGAAAACUGUAUUGAGAUCAAAUGUUUCAUCUAGGAGAACAUUUGCAGAAUGAUGGCCAAAAUCCAUUUCCUUCAAUCUACUCCCACUGCCGGACAUUGGGCUUCCAUAUUUGGUAGUGAGUGGAAACGCCAAGUGGAUGCUUCACGUUUAUACAUCCGGUGAAAUAUCUGUCUCAUUGUUCUAUCUGUGCUUUGAUAGCUGACAUUACUGAAUACAGUGUACUAGCUUGCUAUUCAUUAAUAUAUUCCAGUUGCAUUUAGCCAGCUCUUUCCACGUACACCUCGUGUAGUAGAAUGUUUCUUUGUCAAAUAUUUAUGUUGCUGUGUGUGCUGCAGAACCAGCUAGUUAGCUAGCGUUGUUCUUUUUCAUCCAAACACUGGUUUGCCUGUGUCGUCUCCAUCAUACGUUCUGUUCUGGAAAAAUAACUAGCUAGCUAGAUUCAUAUGAUACAUUUACAGUUAACGUCAGCCACUAACUAGGUAACUAGCUGCAACACCGGCUAGACACACAGUUGGGUCGCCGGGAGACAAACCCCACCUUGCGAACGGCUAGCCAUCUAUUUGAAAUGCGUUGGCCGAGAAAGAAAUUAGCUAGCAGCGUUAGCAAGUGUUAGCUAUCGCCACCUGUCACUGAUUAUGCACCUUAGCGCAUACCACUCAAGAAAUAAACAACUUAAUUCCAAAAUGAGCUGCUUUACUAGAUUAUUUAACCUGAAUGAGUGUACCCGACCUUGCAGGUGAUAACUGUUGUGUUGUUGUCAACAUAAUACUACCUGUGUCAUAUGUUGCCCUGUCAUUAGCCCAGAGGCCUUUCAUGCUAAUGUUUUACUGGAGUAGUACUCAAACCAUUAUAACUAUUCAUUAUAAGGAAAGACUAGGCAUGUUAAAGCCCAGUGAUGCUGCCAUGACCCAGCAGACAGGGGCUGGAAUGUGUGUGAUGUCUCAGAAGGAGAGGGAUGAUGCCUUCUGCUGCCUCAGGCUGCGUCUUAUGAUCCAACACACACAAGAGGAGUGUUAAUUGUGGUGGGUGGGACAGACAACUUAAGUAGUCAUAGCUUUCUCUCCUGUCCUCUCUCUCCUAAUCUUCCCUCUGCCUCCAUCUGUCUCUCCCCAGGGUUCAGGUGUUGUCAAAGCUGGCUUUGCUGGAGACCAGAUCCCCAAAUACUGCUUCCCCAACUAGUAAAACCUUUAUUUUUACCUAUCCUACAUCAAUAACACACAGCUGUGAUUCAGAUAGAUAGUAUCCGAGGGGUUGUGUUUCUAACUUUGUGUUCUGUUGUGUGUGAUCCAGUGUGGGCCGGCCCAAGCACGUGCGCGUGAUGGCAGGAGCCCUGGAGGGGGACCUCUUCAUUGGACCCAAAGCAGAGGUAGGCUUCAUACCAUAGUCUUACACACACACACACACACACUAUGAAGGGGCCUGUUUCAACAAGCCUCUAACCCUUCUCUUAUCUCCCUCCCUCCCAGGAGCACAGAGGGUUGCUGUCUGUCAGGUAUCCUAUGGAGCAUGGUAUAGUGAAGGACUGGAACGAUAUGGAGAGGAUCUGGCAGUACGUCUACUCUAAGGAACAGUUGCAGACCUUCUCAGAGGAGGUGGGCUCUCCUCUCACCUCCUUAUUCUCCUCCUCCUCUUUUCCUGUCUCUAAUCUCCUCACUAUGUGAACAGUUAACCAUUGUAUUAAAUGUAAAUGUUAGGCUUGUUGAUUUAUUGAAUUGUAUAAAAAUGAUGGAUGUUGUAAGAAUGCGUGAAAAGUAUUUAACAGACAAGGGAGCUAGUAUGACUAAGAAAGCGGUUUUCAGCCUUCUGGCUAGCAUGCUAACUGGAUAUCUCUUCCCCUCCAGCACCCUGUCCUGUUGACUGAAGCCCCUCUGAACCCCAGUAAGAACAGGGAGAAGGCGGCUGAGGUGUUCUUUGAGACCUUCAAUGUCCCCGCCCUCUUUAUCUCCAUGCAGGCAGUCCUCAGUCUGUGAGUGUGUGUGUUUGUGUACAUACUUGUGUGUGUGUGUGUGUGUGUGUUAGUGUGUGCAGGCACGCUUUUGUGUGUUAGUUAUACUCACGCCCCUUUCUCUGGCCCAGCUAUGCGACAGGGCGUACCACGGGUGUGGUGUUGGAUGCGGGUGACGGGGUGACCCACGCGGUGCCCAUCUACGAGGGCUUUGCCAUUCCCCACUCCAUCAUGAGGGUGGACAUCGCUGGAAGGGACGUGUCCCGUUACCUCCGGCUGCUGCUACGCAAGGAGGGCUACGACUUCCAUACCUCCGCAGAGUUUGAGGUGGUCCGCACCAUCAAAGAGGUACGGGACGGACAGUGUGUGCAUGUGUGACCUAACUAGAAGAAAAUGCAGGGCUCAAUAGGAAUUGCUGUCAAUUAGGCCUUGGUGAUAUGGCCUAAAUAUCAUAUCUCCAUUUUUUUCAAACUUAUGGGCGAUUCACGAUAUAUAUCUAUUUUAUUUUUUUAUUUUUAUGUUUUCUCUAAAUAAGCAUUGUUGUACAAUUUAAAGGUCAAAUACACUGCAUUUCAAACAGUCAGCAAUAAUCUAAUGAAUUCAGGGCUUGUGAAGUUAUACCUAGGCUAAAUAUAAGCCUUCCACAACCAUAAGAACCACUAAUAAUUACAUUAUUUUAUCAAAAUAGUUCAACCUGUUUUUUAUUGUUAAAAAAUUUAACUAGAACCAUCCAUAAUGCACAUUCACUAAUAAUGACUAACGUCUUUUAGCAGGCAUUAGGCUAUAGAAAGUUAACACAGGUCUCAUCAACAAUCAGUCAAGCCCAUGUGCUAGUGAUUAGCCAACUUGGAUGUAUUUGCUAGCUAACAAGGCAGAACAGUUGACUUGUUAUGAACACACCCUUCUGUCAGUCUCCAACUGUUUGAACAGCAUGCUAACCUGUCCACUUUGUUCAGAUGUUGAAAUCAAGUGGCCUACCUUAUUUCUCAGAAUGAGAACGAGUUGCCAAUUCCUUAUAUAAUUGUGUUUUAUGCUAAUUGCACAUUUAUAAAACACAGACUUGCUAGUAUAACAGUCAUUGGCUAAAAUGCUGCUAGUGGUACGUGGUACGCCAGUGCUGCGCACGACAAACUGAGCAUGCAUUUUCCAGAAUCAAUUUUCAUUGAUACUCCCGUUUUAGUAGUGUCUGCUCUGCGCACAAUUUGAGUAGUUGAGACAUAAGAAGGGUAUCGUUAGAAAAGUUAACUUCUCCUCUAUUACAGUAAAAUAAUGUCUCAAUGUGUUUUGGUGUCCAUAUGACCGAUUCUGUUGGACCAAACCACAAAUGCAAAUAGCGAGUUGAAACAGCUUGUCAGAGAGUAAGAUGUGAUCUCUCAACUUUGUUGGCGUGAGAGGCCGGGGGAGGAGCUUGGUGUGUGUAAACCAUAGAGCAAGAGGCAAAGUGAGAGGUUUCACUCUCGCUAAAAUCUGUCCAAAAUAAGCCCAAUGUGUUUCUAUGGGCUUAUUUUUUUACCUAAGCUUGUCACCUGCCUUCCUGCCUUUGGGACAACAACUCCCAUUGUUAGGGCGGAGACAUGCAUCUCGCACAUAAGGAGCGACGGAGACGAGACCAAAAAUACAACACGAGAACAAGCGGACAUAAACGCUCAUAAAGACGAAAUGUGAUACAGGCAUUUGGAAUAUCGUGUAAAAAUAUACAUUCGAAUUAAUCAAAUUAAUUUGAUAUAUUGGCCAGCCCUACUGUCAAUAGGAGCUGUCAAUAGGGAUGUGUUGGUAAUGUGGGUGUGUGUUUCUGUCCUCAGAGAGCCUGCUACCUGUCCCUGAACCCCCAGAAGGAUGAGACUCUGGAGACCGAGAAGGCCCAGUACACACUCCCCGACGGCAGCACACUGGAUGUGAGUCACACACCACACACACACACAGACACACACACACAUACAAACACACACCUUUUGUUUUCAUUUGAAGGACCACAAACAUCAACAACAUCACUCUGACACCCAGUUGACCCUAACUCUGACCUCUGCCCCCUGUCCAGAUUGGUCCAGCCAGGUUCCGCGCGCCAGAGCUGCUGUUCAGGCCAGACCUGAUUGGAGACGAGAGCGAGGGGAUCCACGAGGUGCUGGCCUUCGCCAUCCAGAAGUCUGACAUGGACCUCCGACGCACACUCUUCUCCAACAUCGUACUGUCUGGAGGAUCCACACUGCUCAAAGGUUACACACACGUCACACACACACACUGACCAAAAACAACUAAUAGCAGUGUGUUGUGAAAGUAGGUGUUUUCUCAUGUGGUUUAAGGCCCCUUAGCUAAGUGUUGUGGAAACCUACAAAAUGUUAGCUAACACAGUCUUUUCUGCUGCAGGCUUCGGGGACAGGUUACUAAGCGAAGUGAAGAAGCUCGCUCCCAAAGAUGUGAAGAUCAAGGUAUAGUAAUUAAUGACCCAGCUUAUCACCUCUUCUUGGCCAGAGCUCAGCAUUGUCGUGACGUGACUUUCAUUAAUAUGAUGACUGUUAUUUAUCGAAUCAACUAACUAUGUUUAAUUGUUACUCAAUGAAAUGAAUCAUGUAACAAUUAACUCAUUAGGAUUUGGGGCACCACGUAAUAAGUUGUUUAUAGAGUUACCAUCUCCCGAAUUAAACUCUAAAUGUCUUUACCUAUCAAAAUGUAUAAAACAGUCAACGUAUUAAUCAUUACCUCUUAUCAGUCUCAUUCUGAACGGUAGCAGAAUUCUUGGAUCCGCUAGAACCCCAGCUUUACUUAUGAUUCAGCACUACACAAAUUGGCUUAAUUAUUUAUUUACUAGCUAACUAAAUAAUAACACAGAAUACAUACACUUAAUACAUGAGAAAAGGUCCCUAGCGGACUAACAGCAUGACUGCUUGGUUAUCAGAAGAGGGAGAGGUAAGGAAGAGGGAGGGAGGGGGAGAGACAAAGAGAGAGUCAAAUUAUCGUUGAUGCAUUGAAAUAGAACAGAUACUCAGAUGCCUUCUAAUGAUUGACUGAGAUGGGAUUUUCUUCUUCCCACCUCGUGGGAAAUGUAUGCCCUCACUAACUGUAACUCGCUCUGGAUAAGAGCGUCUGCUAAAUGACUAAAAUGUAAAUGUAAAAAUGUGUCUUUAGUCAAAGUUCUAUAUCCCUUUACACGCACAGCUGCAGACUGGCAAUUUUCUGGUCUAUUGAGUUUAUCUUCUUCAGCUCGUGUUGAGAUUCAAUGUUCUAACCAUUUCAAACGUGUGGACUACCGUCUCCACGCUUUCUGGUCUGAUGUGAAUUUGUCUUUCAAGCCUUUAUGCCCUCUUGGUAAAAGGGGCGUUCCUACUUGCUGACACGAUCUCUGAGCUCACUUGGGGCGUGGCUACUUACUGUGCAUAGUUUAAAUGAAAAACAAAGACCUCAUUAGGAAACUAAAAUCACAUUCCAAUCUUAACAAAAAUACUUUCAUCAUUGUUCUUCAUUUCUUACACACAACGUAUUGGAUGAAGACUUGACAGAUAGAAUGUGUAUACUUUCCAAAUUACAGUAUGUUCUUGAUACCAUCCUUAAUGACAUCACAAAAUAAUAAACAAUAUGACAUUAUUAUUCUUUAGAUCCCCACUGACCAUUCCCCACAUUCUGAUGUUGGAAAUAUUGAUCCAGUGUUCACUUUUUGGAAGUAAAAGUUUUGGCGGCAAAAGUAUUCUGGAGACAAAGCACAUUCCUUUACCAAUACUGAAGGACAAGGGAGACAUUCCCCUCCUGCCUAAUUUACGACUGAGUGUUAAGGUGUCAAAACCGGCCCAGCCCCCCCCCCCCCCCCCCUCCCCUCUUCUGUGGGUAGGAGGGGUCUGGUUGUUGUCAGCCAUUUGCCAAGAUGAUCUGAGGCCUUUGAUCCUCAACCAGGAGAGUCAUGACAGCAUGUUACUAUAUUAAUCUGAUGUUUUUAGCAUGUGUGGGCAGGAUGUCUCCUCAACAAGCCCCGGCUGACUUCCUGUUUCUCUCUGUGUUUCCUGUCCAGAUCUCCGCCCCUCAGGAGAGGCUCUACUCCACGUGGAUCGGGUAAGAGAUUACCACACACAGACUCACUCACAGUCACACAUCUCUCUAUUCCCUAAUCCCCCUCUCCUCUCCUCCCUCUGUUGUGUUCUGUGUAGUGGCUCCAUCCUGGCGUCGUUGGACACCUUUAAGAAAAUGUGGGUCAGUAAGAAGGAGUAUGAGGAGGACAGAGCACGGGCCAUCCACAGGAAGACCUUCUAA
Coregonus sp. 'balchen' is the source of this 6579-nucleotide messenger RNA. The record is from the annotation of a GenBank genome assembly. NCBI's taxonomy places the organism in Eukaryota, Metazoa, Chordata, Actinopteri, Salmoniformes, Salmonidae.